Parascedosporium putredinis is the source of this 1719-nucleotide messenger RNA. Lineage: Eukaryota; Fungi; Ascomycota; Sordariomycetes; Microascales; Microascaceae. The record is from the annotation of a GenBank genome assembly.
AUGUCCAAGGUAUUUACUGCGGCUGAGGUCGCCCAGCAUAAGACGGCUAAGGACCUCUACAUCACCAUCGACGGCGAUGUUUACGACCUGACCAGCUUCCAAGAUGACCAUCCCGGCGGCAAGAAGAUCCUCCAGCGCGUCGCCGGCAAGGAUGCCUCCAAGAUGUUCUGGAAGUACCAUGGCGAGGGCGUCUUGAAGAAGUACAAGCCCAAGCUCGCCAUCGGCUCCCUCGACACCAAGAAGGGCGGCGCUGAGCCUGCUCCCGCUCCCGCUCCCGCCGCGAAGCCUGCACCCGCCCCCGCGAAAGCUCCCGAAGAGAAGAAGGCCGCUCCCGCCGCCGCUGCUGCUGCUGCUGCGCCCGAGCCCGAGGCUCUUGAGCCAUAUGGCGAUCUUAUUCCCUUCGCCGACCCUAACUGGUACCAGGGUGCUUUUUACUGGACGCGCGAGCUAACCAACGGACCCAUCCUCGUUUGGGAUAUCCAGUACUACUCACCCUACUUCAACGAGACCCAUGCCGCCCUCCGUGCCGAGGUUCGUGAGUGGGUCACCUCCGCCAUGGAGCCCAAUGUCACCGAGUGGGACGAGGCCAAGACGGUUCCCGCCGAAAUCUAUCAGGAGAUGGGUCGUCGGGGUUACCUCGCCGGCCUCCUCGGCGUUCACUACCCCACCCAGUACACCAAGAACACGGUCGCCAGCGUGCCUCCCGAGAAGUGGGAUCUCUUCCACGAGAUGAUCAUCACCGACGAGCUUUGCCGUGCCGCCUCGGGCGGUCUCGUAUGGAACCUCAUUGGUGGUUUCGGCAUCGGCUGCCCUCCUCUCGUCAAGUUUGGCAAGAAGAGCCUCGUCGACCGCAUCCUCCCCGGCAUCCUGUCCGGUGACAAGAGGAUCUGCCUCGCCAUCACCGAGCCCGAUGCGGGCAGUGACGUCGCCAACCUGACCUGCGAGGCGAAGCUCAGCGAAGACGGCAAGCACUACAUCGUCAACGGUGAGAAGAAGUGGAUCACCAACGGUAUCUGGAGUGACUACUUCACCACCGCCGUCCGCACCGGCGGCCCCGGCAUGAAUGGCGUCUCUCUCCUCCUCAUCGAGCGUGAGGCCGGCGGCGUCAGCACCCGCAAGAUGGAUUGCCAGGGUGUAUGGUCUUCCGGUACCACUUACAUCACCUUUGAGGACGUCAAGGUCCCCGUCGAGAACCUUCUCGGCAAGGAGAACCAGGGCUUCCGAGUAAUCAUGACCAACUUCAACCAUGAACGUAUCGGCAUCAUCAUCCAGGCCCUUCGUUUCGCCCGCGUCUGCUACGAGGAGUCGGUUAAGUACGCCUCGAAGAGGAAGACCUUUGGCAAGAAGCUCAUCGAGCACCCCGUUAUCCGCCUGAAGCUCGCCCACAUGGCGCGCCAGAUCGAGGCGUCGUACACGUGGCUCGAGAACCUUAUCUACCAGUGCCAGCGCAUGGGCGAGACCGAGGCCAUGCUCAAGCUCGGUGGCGCCAUUGCCUCCCUCAAGGCCCAGGCCACCGUUACCUUUGAGUUCUGUGCGCGCGAAGCCAGCCAGAUCUUUGGCGGUCUCUCCUACUCUAGGGGUGGGCAGGGCGGCAAGGUCGAGAGGCUCUACAGGGACGUCAGGGCGUACGCCAUCCCCGGUGGUAGCGAGGAGAUCAUGUUGGACCUCAGCAUAAGGCAAAGCAUGAGGGUACACCAGGCUCUGGGAAUGAAGUUGUAA